AUGUUUCUGGUUUUUAACCAAUUCAAAACUCUCUGGCUGCCACUUCUGAUAACCUUCACACAAUGUGAAGGAAGUACUUAUGGAACCUUCUUUCCUUCGGUUCCUAAGGAAAUCAACAAAACAACAUUUCCAGUCAACAUCAAUUCAAACUCUUCAUCGGAUGUAAUUUUAUUGAAAUGUCCAGACAAUGAAUACAGGCAUUUAACUGUUAAUGACACUUUUAACUUGAACUAUUCGUCAGACUUUAGAAAACUAACGAUAAGCACUGAAAGUAACACUUUUGCAUGGACACUGUUGGGAUAUAACCUGUUUGGACCUCACCUAGUUUAUUGUGGAGUUUUUGGAAAAGCAUUGAGUGACGGAAACCACACGAACUUUAAUUGGAAGUUCAAUUUCAACUGGGAGCUUGCUCCAAAAUCUUAUAUGAUGGCAAAACGGGUUACAAUAAAUAACAAACUUCCAAUUACCGAGCAAUGUGGCGAUGAUCAAGAAAAAAUUUUAAUAUUUACAAAGGACAAGGAAGGCAAAUUAUUUCAACUCAAUUUAGUUGAUAAUAAAUUGAAAACAUCGGACGAGCUUCCACAUGUAAACAAACUUUAUUAUUUGUUUACAAUACCUGAAGAUAUUUAUGAAAAGGAGAUUGUAGAACCUUGUUUGAUAUAUCGAGCUGUCAAUGAUAUCCCAGAAAUUAUAGUUAAAGGAUACAAUUCAACGUUAAUAAAGCCGAAUGGUACAAAAGUUAAUGUUAUAAAAUUUGACUAUUUGGAAAAGUUUCUUGAAAUUCAACUGUUUUUAACAGAUCAACCAAAUCUUAAAGAUUUCUACAAAAACGAAAAAAUUUUAAUAAGCAAAGUUAAAUUCACAAAGAAUGGAGUUAAAGAAGUACCAAAUUCCAACAAAACUACCAAGGGAACCUUCUCAUUAAAUGGAUAUGAGCUUUUAAAAUUCUCCUAUGAUUACCCGUCGACUGAAAGAAACCGUAUGAUAAAGAAGAUCUUCUACUUCGCACCAUCACAAAAACAUUAUAAAUUUCCAUUGGAAUAUGUUCUCUAUUCAUCAAAUGAGACGGUGGUCAGACCAAAUUGCUCAAUCAAUAGAUUCAGUUUUGGAUACCUUUAUUCAGUUAAUUACGUUAAUAAAAAGAUAGUUAACCUAGAUGACUUGAAUGUUAAUGGAGUAGCAAAAGAUGGUUUGUAUCGCUCUGGUGAUUUUGUCUUCACAUCAGAUCUUAAAGAUUUCAAUACAACUUUAAAAUGCCUUUACAAUACGCCUAAUGGAGAUAUCACCUUAAGUCACUCAUUUUUGCAUAGUGACAAAGCAAGUUUUGAAGUAGACAAAGAUGGAAAAAGAUAUUUAAAUGUGGAUGAAGAUAAAGUAACUAUAAAUAAAGUUAAAAAAUCACGAUUUGAAGAAUUUAAGGAAAAAUUUGGAUUGGCUGGUAUAAUUUUUAUUUUUGUUGGAAUCGUUAUUAUUGUUAUCUUAAUUAUUAUUGGUAUCAUUGGUCUGAUUAUGCUGAAAAAAAUAAAAUUGUAUAUUAGAAGAAGGAAAAUGACAUCUAAAUAUCCUAAUAUAUUUGCAUUGUGGAAAGAAGUAUCAAAUGCAAAUUUGGAAGAGUAUUGUAAAAUAGUUCAAGACAAAGAAUAUAUUCCGGAUAUAUUGAAUAAACAAAAUUUUCAAAAAAAAAUAGAAGGUGAUGAAGAGAUUGAUUUUGACAUAACCACUCUUUUUGAUUCUUCUUUGGUUAAAUGUUAUAAAUCAAUCUUUGGAGAAAUAAGAGCUCAUUACAUUAAUGAUGUCUCACCGGAAAGAAAGUAUAUUAUCUCUGAUGGACCAACACCUGAAAGAGUAAAAUAUUUUUGGGAGUUACUCUUCAAAGAGAAUGUCGCAGUUGUUAUUUCAAUAAUUUAUCAAGAAAAGACCGAUGGACUAGUAAUAGAUGACAAGCGAUUAUAUUGGCCCAAGGAAGACCAAACUUAUGGAAAUGUCAGAGUUGAAUUUCUGGAUGUGCUACCUACGAAUCUCCCAUGCGUCAAUGUAUUAAAGUUUAAAAUGACUAUGAAAGGAGGAGAAUCAAAGGAACUGUCACUAUUUCAUGUUACUUAUUGGAAAGAACAUGCAAUACCAAGUACGGAUCUACACUUCACCAAUUUGUACUCAGAAGUUUCUGAAUGUGCUGGAAAUAGGAAUGUUCUCGUUCAUGCUUCACGUAGUGCUGGAUCACGUGUAUUCAUGUUCACAUAUUUCUGCUGUAUUUUGGAAGCAAUGCAAGCUGAUUCUUCAAUUUAUAAUCCAAUGGAGAUUAUAAAAGAAAUUCGUGAAAAGCGUUAUGGUGGUAAUAUUUCUUCUAUGGAGUAUGCCUACUUAUUAAAAGCACUAAUAGGAUAUUUCUUUGAUAACAAUAUGUUAAUUGAAAAAAAUAAUGAAAGAAUGACGUUUGCCAAGAAUUAUGACAAUUAUCUCUACAAGUUGGAUGCUCGUGAAAAUUUGAUGGUUGGAAAAGUUAAAAAUUUCCUAAAAUAUGUUAAUAUAAAUGAUGCUGGAAAAUUGAAUGAACUUUGUGUUCAAUUUAAUAAAGUAGGAAUGAUGAGUAAAGAUGCUCUUAUAAAAAGCUGCCAACGUUAUUAUACUGCUAAAGAAAGUCAUCCAAAAAGAAAUCGCUACAAUGACAUAGAAUGUCUUGAUAAAACAUCAGUAAAUGUUAAUGGAUAUGAUUCUAAAAAUAUCCUUGGUUAUAUCCACGCUAAUGAAAUGAUUUAUAAAUAUGAUGAAGGAAAUGAAAGAAAAAUUAUUAUGUGUCAGGCACCAAUACAAACAACACUUGAUGAUAUGUAUGACAUGAUUUUUAGAUACAAGAUCGGAAUGAUUGUCGUACUUGUCAAUGAAAAAGAAAUAAAGGUCCAAAAUAAGUGUUAUCCUUAUUUCCCUACAGAUGGUAGUGAAAUAAAAACAAGUAAAUACACUGUCAUGUAUAUUGAUAAGAGAAUUGAUAAUGUAAAUCAUAUAAUUGAAUAUGAUUAUACAAUUUACAAUAAUAAAAAUAUACCGAAUAAUUUUAAAUUACUUCACUACAUUAAUUGGCCUGAUAAAAGCAUUCCUAUUGAAAGUGGUUCUAUUCACGAACUGUACAAAAAGAUUAUAAAUCUUUGCAAUGAUCGUUAUAUUGCGAUUCAUUGUAGUGCAGGAAUAGGAAGAACUGGAACAUUAGCUUUAGCUAUGUUUAUGAUCGAUAUGAUCAAUUCCGGUAAAGCUUUUGAUCCAGUAAAAUUUUUGGAGACUCUUAGGUCACACCGCUAUAAAGCAGUUCAAACUAAGAGUCAAUUUAUCUUCUCUCUAUCAAUUCUAUAUGAACAUUUUAGAGAUGAUAUAAUAAAAAUGGAUCCAGAUGCUUACUCGAAUUUUAAGGAGUUGGCAGAAAACAUCUACCGUCAAGAUGUAAACUAUAAAAAAUAA
This is a messenger RNA of Strongyloides ratti, 3450 nucleotides long. Its product is annotated as Protein-tyrosine phosphatase, receptor/non-receptor type domain and Protein-tyrosine/Dual specificity phosphatase domain and Protein-tyrosine phosphatase, catalytic domain-containing protein. The transcript has 3 exons. Gene Ontology annotation, molecular function: protein tyrosine phosphatase activity. NCBI's taxonomy places the organism in Eukaryota, Metazoa, Nematoda, Chromadorea, Rhabditida, Strongyloididae. Gene Ontology annotation, biological process: protein dephosphorylation. Bases 1 to 3450 code for a protein of 1149 amino acids. The record is from RefSeq and is a predicted model, not a curated record.